Phacochoerus africanus (Common warthog) is the source of this 2434-nucleotide messenger RNA. RefSeq names its product CD80 molecule (gene CD80). The coding region runs from base 479 to 1369 and encodes 296 amino acids. Gene Ontology annotation, biological process: T cell costimulation; negative regulation of T cell proliferation; positive regulation of T cell proliferation. The record is from RefSeq and is a predicted model, not a curated record. The transcript has 7 exons. Gene Ontology annotation, cellular component: external side of plasma membrane. Gene Ontology annotation, molecular function: coreceptor activity. Lineage: Eukaryota; Metazoa; Chordata; Mammalia; Artiodactyla; Suidae.
GCCAGCAGAGGGAGACUCCUCAAAUUGCACACAGCACUCUGCUCAUCCCCUGGUUUAAGUUAUUUCUGAGCGUUAGCGUUCUUCAUCAAGUAAAAGGAAGUUGGAAGGGGAAAUGCCACCUCUGUGAAAUAUCACCCAAAGAAAAGCUGAGUAACUUGCCAUUAUUUUGGAGACAGCAAGGAAAGAACAUCUCAGAAGUGGGGCCUCAUCUUUCUAGUUUUAAGACGAGAGAAAAGGAGGAAUUAUUCUUCAGCAAGUUGUGAAAAUAAAUCUACAAUCUUUUAUAAUCAGGAGUUCGGACACCCAGGUACACCAUCCUCCCUCUCCCUGGUGUGUUUUUGCAACCAUCACGGGAGAACCCUCGGUGUGUGGCAAUUGAAUCAUCUUCUGCCCCUGCCUGGUAUAAGCUGUGAGGUGCCCUGUCUCAUUUGGCUUGAAAUUGGUUACUUCUGUUUUCCAUCCUCAUCAAGCAGAAGCCAUGUGUCACACACUGAAGUGGGGAACACCAUUACCCAAGCUCUUUCAGCUCUUGGUGCUGGUUGGUCUUUUUGACUUCUGUUCAGGCAUCGUUCAGGUGACCAAAACAGUGAAAGAAAUAGCAGUGCUAUCCUGUGAUUACAACAUAUCCACUGAAGAACUGACUGGAGUCCGAAUAUACUGGCAAAAGGAUAAUGAAAUGGUGCUGGCUGUCAUGUCUGGAAAAGUGAAGGUGUGGCCCAAGUAUGAGAACCGCACCUUCACUGACGUCACCAAUAACCUCUGCAUUGUGAUCCUGGCUCUGCGCCUGUCAGACAAUGGCACCUACACCUGUGUUGUUCAGAAGCGGGAGAGAGGGUCUUACAAGCUGGAGCACCUGACUUCGGUGAAGUUAAUGGUCAAAGCUGACUUCCCUGUGCCUAGUAUUACUGCCCUUGGAAAUCCAUCUCCUAACAUCAAAAGGAUAAGGUGCUCAACCUCUGGAGGUUUUCCAGAGCCUCACCUCUCCUGGUUGGAAAAUGGAGAAGAAUUAAAUGCUACCAACACGACGCUUUCCCAAGAUCCUGAAACUGAGCUCUACAUGAUUAGCAGUGAACUGGAUUUCAAUGUGACAGGCAACCACAGCUUCAUGUGUCUUGUCAAGUAUGGAGGCUUAACAGUGUCACAGACCUUCAACUGGCAAAAAUCUAAACGAGAAACCUCUUCUGCUAAUCAGUUCCUGCUCUUGACCAUUAUUAUGUCAGUCUCAACAUGUGGGAUUGCAAUAAUACUAAUAUACCGGCUCUGCAGACCUGCUGCUCCAAGACAGAGAAGGAGGAGGAAUACGGAGAGCAUGGAAACGGAAAGGAUCUCCCCAAUCUACACAGGAUCUGUGGAAGGACCAGGCACCUAGAGCACCGAUGGACACAGACUGGGGUCACUCCAUACUAAUUCAGUUAACAUCUCAUUGUCCUGUCUGCCUCUUACUAAGAGUCAUUCUAUUGACCCAAUCACAGACCAACUUCCUAAAGAAUUACUUCUCCAUGUCAUUUUCCCACUUAAAAACUCAGAAGAAGAGACAAGAUUCAGAUGGUGGAAUAGAAGGACUUAAGCUCACCUUCUCGCACAAAAACACCAAAAUUACAACCAACUGCUGAACAACAAAAUAGACUGCAAACUACCAAAAAAGAUAUCCUACACCCAGAGACAAAUAAGAAGCCACAUCAAGAUGGUAGGAGGGGUGCUUUCAUGAUAUAAGCAAUCUCAUACCCACUGGGUUGGCAACCCAGAGAUUGGAAAAUGACUAUCACAGUAGUGAGAAUUCUGAGCCCCACUCAGGUUCCUACACCUGAAGGUCUGGCAUUUGGAGGAGGAGCCCCCGGGCAGUUGGUGUUGAAGGCCAGCAGGGCUUGUGCCCAGGAGCUCCACAGGACUGGGGGGAACAGAGACUACACCCUUGGAGGACACACACAGGUGUUUGAGUGCACUGGGUCCUAGGGCAAAGCAGAGACUCCAUAGGAAUCUGGGUAAGACCUGCCUGUGGUUCUUGGAGGAUCAUCUGGGAAAAUACCAUGGGGGAAGGACAUUGGAGGCAGAGGUCUCUGGAACAAUCAUCAUCGUGAUCUCCCCUGGAUGAGAUGAUUUUGGAAAAAUCUGGCCCUACCCAUCAGUGCUGAGAAGCCCCAGGCCAAAAAACAAACAGGUUGGGAACACAGUCCCUCCCAUCAGCAAACAGGCUGUCUAAAGUCCUCCCAGGCAUUUAGCCACCUAUAAUCACACCCAGAAACAAAACCCCACCCACCAGAGGGAAAAGGAUCAGUUACACCUACCAGUGGGCAGGCACCAGGGCCUCCCAUCAGGAAUCUUGUAAGAAACCCCCAAAUCAGCAUGUAAACUCAGCCACUAUGGAGAACAGUUUGGAGAUACCUUAGAAAUCUAUACAUAGAGCUUCCAUAUGACCCCGCAAUCCCACUCUUGG